Gossypium raimondii (Peruvian cotton) is the source of this 596-nucleotide messenger RNA. Its product is annotated as gibberellin-regulated protein 1. The transcript has 2 exons. The record is from RefSeq and is a predicted model, not a curated record. Bases 10 to 390 code for a protein of 126 amino acids. NCBI's taxonomy places the organism in Eukaryota, Viridiplantae, Streptophyta, Magnoliopsida, Malvales, Malvaceae.
ACUUCACUUAUGUUCCACACAAGAACACUAAAGACGCACAAGAACCAAACACGGUUUCUCUAUUAUUUUCUUGUCUUACUUAUGGCCGUCUUUAAGGCUUUCAUUGCUUCACUUCUCAUCUCUCUUCUCCUUCUCCAACUUGUUGCUGCUGAUCAACUGGUGACAAGUGCCAGCAAGCGCAAGGGAACUGCCCCCCCUGCGAAAAUUGACUGCGGCGGGGCUUGUGCGGCGAGGUGCCGAUUAUCAUCGAGGCCACACCUAUGCAAGAGGGCAUGCGGGACAUGUUGCGCACGCUGCAACUGUGUUCCACCGGGGACAGCCGGUAACCAAGAAAUGUGUCCUUGCUAUGCUAGCUUGACCACCCACGGUGGCCGACGCAAGUGCCCUUGAGUGUUAAUCGACAAUCGGAACGGAUCUUUCUCUUUUGAUGUUGUUAUGAAAUUAAUAAACGUAUGCAUGGUUUAGUUAAAAAAAAAAAAAGCACGACUCAUUUGACUUAAUCACUUGUUUUUUUUAGCGAUAUUAUAUGAUGUAUGAUUUCUUAUUUUGAGUUUGAAUAUAUAAAAAACAAAUAAUCGAGAUUUUCUUUAUUUUCA